UAUUGGUCUUAUUUAAUAUUGGCCUGCUUAAUACUGCCACAAAACAAUUUCGUUUCUAAGAAUAAAAACUGAGGAAAAAAAUAAAAAACAUAAAAUAUAAACGAUUUUACAAAUUUUAUUGUUCUCAAAGUUGAUAUAAAUCAACUGUUUUACUAUUACAGUCUUCCAUAACAGUUCUAUUUCUCGGCACCUUUACGACCCGUUGAACGUCACGUUCGCAUCGAAACAACUCUUUAUAAUUCCCGAUAGCCGCGAGGAGUCGAUUCAUUCAUGGAAGCUUAAAAUAGAUUUAUUCCCAUAAUGUUUAAGUUAAACGAAAUCCAGCGCCGUUGCCUGAAUAUCCACUGCCGACACUGACGUACACAGUCGAGUUAAAUCGAUACGUAACUCGCACAUAAAUUCGCUUACUGCACAGAUGCGCAUGCUCGGAGAUAUUUACCACGGAACCCUGUAGCGACUGCGACCAACGACAUUCAUGCUUUCCAUACUCACUCGCAUUAACGCAGUCUCAGUUCGUUUGUAUCGCAUGGUAGAGGGACGCAGGGAUCGUUGUUUCAUUUCAUAAUUUCCCCAGUAAACAUCGCAUCAGCUGUCAGACUAAGCUACCUUAUAUAUCCUGAAGAAAUGUUACAUUUAAUCCAUGAUUCCGUAGAGAUUGCACUAGCUAUAUUUAAAGAAACAGACGUAUCUUUUGUUUUGAAAAUGUGCAGAGGCAGUGCAUAACGCAUGUAGUCCUAAGUCAUGUACUGUCAACAUUGUUAACUCAGUGAUCAGUGUUAUUGUAAAAGAAUGCGUUCCUUGUCCAAUGUUCCGUUACUUCAAGACAGAUGAGUGCACUUCUAAACUCACUCAGGAACUUGACGAGUUCAGGAAAAACCACUACAGCGGGAGAGAGCGGUGCGCGCUUUAGCGUAACGCCUGGGGGAAGCGGCGACGGACCCGGAGAAGGCGGAUAUGCGGAAUGGCUCCAUGCUAUGAGACUUGUGGCCCGUCUGCCUGCUGGAGUCCCCCAACAUUUUCGUAAGAAGCUAUGGUUGACCUUGGCCGAGAGAAAUUUAACCGCACGCGGCGUGGAUUGGCUGGUAGCAGAGCGAGCUUGCUUCCGAGGAACUGCCCAACCAGAUGACACUGAACUUGGGGCACAAAUACUUAAAGACUUACAUCGAACGGGAUGCUCUUUAUUUUGUGGUGCCGAAGGAAGAGAAAAUCAAGCUAUGCUUCGGAGAGUUUUGUUAGCAUACGCGAGGUGGAAUAAGGAGGUUGGGUACUGUCAAGGCUUUAAUAUGUUAGCAGCGAUCAUUCUGGAAGUUAUGGAUAAAUCCGAAUCGGAUUCUCUAAAGGUAAUGAUAUACUUAGUGGAAGCGGUUCUACCCGAAGGAUAUUUCGCAGAUGACCUUCGAGGACUUUCAGCAGAUAUGGCAGCGUUCAGAGAUUUACUACGGCUACGUUUACCGCGACUGGCACAUCACAUGGAUCAUCUACAGAGAAUAUCGGAUGGUGGCGGCAUAGAACCUCCACUGCCUGAUGUGUUUACUAUGCAAUGGUUUUUAACAUUAUAUGCAACAUGGCUACCUCGCGAGUCACUCCUUAGGAUAUGGGAUUUAAUACUUCUCGAUGGAAAUGAAGUUUUACUGUUAACAGCACUCGCUAUAUGGGACAUGCUACAAGACCGGAUCUUGUCUGCGCGUUCAGCUGACGAAUUUUACAGCUGUAUGGGUGGUGGUGCCGGUGCAGUUUGGGAAGCUGGAGACUCCCUUGUCGCUAGAGUCGUGGCAUUUGGCUCUGCACCAGAACUACCCAGAUUACGAAGCCUUCAUCGCUACAGAGUUGCUCCGCCAGCACCACCGACAACAGCUCCCAUAUAUUAUCCACCCAUACAAUCUGCGAUGCAAUCAAUGACUAAAAGAGGAUUACGAUUAUUUUAUUCAGAGGAUGAAGGUGAUUCCAGUGAUGAUGGAAACAAAAUGGCACUAGCAACGGUGAUGCCAAGAAAAGAAGAACGCAUAGGUGCAGGAGAUAGACUGACUUUAGAUAUAGGUGCUUUGAAACGCCAGUACGCUCGCUUGCGUGAGCGACAAAGACAAGCUCAUGUGAUAUUGGCUGCUGCGUGUGCCAGACAUGCGGCAGUUGGAGUGCCCACUUCGCCGACUUCCCUGACAGUUAAUAAUCUUCUACUGGGAAAAAGUGCCAUUGUUAGUUCACGAGGACGACGAUUAGGAGCCCCGCCCGGAGCAAUACCACCUUUACGGCAGUCAAAGAUAGUUGAAAAAAGUCCAGAAGUUGGACCACGAGCUCGUUCGAAUGAAACAAUUAGUUGGAAUGAAGAAAAGAGCCGUAAAUCACUUAGCAGAAGGAAUUCUGUUAAGUGGAAGGAUAUCAGAAAAGAUAAAUCAUUUGAACGUAAGAGAAAAACGUCAAUAGAUUUAGACGAAAUUGGAGGUGGGGUAAUUGUGUCUGAAAUUGAAGCUAAUCAAAUGAUAGCAUCGAUAAGAUCAAGGAGUUCUAGUGAAACUUCCACUUAUUCUUCAAACACUUCGAGUACCGAUACAAGUCUUUGUGAUGAAAAUGAACGCGGUAGUGAUUCUGAACCGGAUAUUUCAGAUGACGGUAAAGAAAAAAGAAAAGAAUCUUCCGGGAUAAAGGGCACUCAUUUGCAUAAAGGGUACCCGAUGGUUUUGAAAGAAACAAAAAUUGCACCCUGCAAUCCUUUGAAAGAAGAAUCUGGGUUCAAUAAUGAUAACAACAAACUCUACAAUUGCAGUGAACAAUCUAUAAAAUCUAUAACAGAAUAUCUUGACUCUGCUGCAGGGAAACCUCUUCGUACUUACAUUGGCGGGUUUGAAACUAAACUAAAAGAUAGCUUGAAUAUAGAUAAUGAAUGUGACGAUUCUCUUAAAAGAAAUGUUUUACCACAAUCUUCUAGUCUAGUUUCAGAUAAAAGUGACAUUUUACAAAGAAACUGUUCCAUGAAUUCAUCAGAUUUAAUGCCGCCUACAAAUAUUCCCAAAACUGCUAACAAUUUUACUGACCUAAGUCCUAUUGACUUGUCGCCUUAUAAUUACAAUAAGUCACCAUUUGACUACGAUUUUGCAUCCAACUUUAUACGUCCAGUAAAUACGGAAGCUUCACCAUCUAUAAGACCCCCGGACAUAAUUGAUUCUUUUACUAUGUAUCCUAACUUCGUACCUGAUAUAGAUUUAUCUGAUAAGAAUAUAUCGGAUGUAGACAGUCCUCCAAAAAGCCCCGGUGCUGAAAGUAUCAUAGUGAGUGAAGAUGAGCCACCCAUACCAUUAAAGAUUGACAAAUAUUUUGAACACAGUCCAGAGUUUUUCGGUGCUCGAAUCACUGACCCAAACAGCACAGAAAUACCGAACAGACGAGCUACAAGAAGACUUUCACGGCAACCUAAAAAACCUGAUUCCUUAACAUUACAAAGUAACCUAAAUGAUAGAAAAUUUAAAGAGGAAACCGAAAGAGCUUCUUCGUUGCCUCAAAGUCAUAGUUUUCAAAAUAAAUCUUGCGACCUAGUAGAAAUCAUACCUAAAGUACAAGUGCUUGAGUUGACUGAUCAAACAAAAUACGAUCAAAGUUCUAAUUCUCCAAAAGAAUAUCUUUCAACAAUCGGUAGGAAAAAUAGUGAAAGAGCUUUACAAAUUAUUCAAGAAAAUUCUAAAAUUUUAAGUAGAAUAUUAACAAAACAAAACAUUUCUGAAACUCCAUAUUUUAAUCAAAGCCUCAGUCCUAAUGUAAGCGAAGAAAAAUCAGAUAAACUCACAAGUUUGCAAUGUUAUAAAAUACCAGAAAAAACUACUCUACUAAAAGAAUCUACCUCAGACUCAUUGAUUGGAUACCGGAAAAGGUAUUCAAAAAAUGAUCAUAACGAUAACGACUUUAUGAGAAUAAGACCGAUAUCCAUUGAUGAUCCAUUUUCUUUAGAAUCUCGAAACGUAGCAUUAGCAAAAACAGAAGACUUUAAAACAACAAAAAGUCCGAGUAGUGAAUGCUUAGGUAAUAAAACAGAUUGUUAUGGAUGGGAAAAUAAAGCUUUUUUAGGUAAAUGUGAAUUAAAUAAAAUCAUAGAAAAGUCAGAAAUUAACUCCAUAAACAAUCCUGGUCAGAAAGGAAACGAAUUAUCCAGUCAGAGUGACUAUAAAAAAGAAAUAAAUUCUUCCACAACUCCAGUCUGGAUGAAGCGAUCUUUUUCGCGUGAAUCGAAAACUUCGGUGACGUUGCCAUCAACGGAAACGAGAGAUACUUCCUAUGACCGUAAAUUUGGUUCGGAUGAAUAUAGUUAUCCACUGUCCAAAAAAUAUAAUGACUUUGUUAUUUCUAGGGCUAGUGAUAUAUGUAGUGAAACGGUCAACGAAGGACCAAAAAUCUGUGAAAAAAUAUCUAAGACUGAAAACAGCCAAGUUAGUGAUUUUGCUCAUGUUGUGACUUCUUCUAUUAGUUUCACUUAUGAACCUUCCUUAGACGACGAUUCUGGUGGGGCAAAAAGUAAUUCGAGUGACACUUUGUGUCAAAUUACUUCACUUGAUCAAGUUUCUACUCCAAUCUCACCUAAAAUAUUCCCAAAGGAUACCUCAUCUAUGCCAAGAGAACAGUGCGAGCGGGUAGAUAAAACCAAAGCAGACUCUGACGAUACGUGUAGUGCAAUAACUUCUCUUAUAGAAACAGACACACUAUCUUCUCUUUCAUACCCUCAGAGUCCGUCAACAGGUUCUUACCACCCAUUCCCUGCACGUCCAGUCAUGCGUAUGCCUAAAGAAAUUGGAGUGAAACUUGGAAUGUAUCCAAAAGAUGUCAUUAGUUCUCCACCAAAACAAUGAGACUUAAGUUUUUGAGCUGUUUUAUUAAUAACCUCUUACAAGCACCCUCAAAUUCUUCAAACUUCCUUAGUCUUUUUUUUUAUUCGAUCGUUUAAUAACUUUCAAAAUAUUUUUAUCACUAAUUUUUUUUGCAAAGUUCGGUUCUUCGAACGAAACACAUUUUAUUUACGUCAAGUUAAAUGACGUGAUAUUUGCUAACAGUAUUGAAAUCAUAAAUGUACUAUUAAAACCAAACAUGAUGUCAAACAUAAAAUUCAAAUAAAUCACAGCACUGGUAAAGUGAAGGAUUAUUGAUUUGUUAGAAUAUAGUAUAAUAUUUUUCAUAAUUCAACUAAAAUUAUUAAAUAAAUGUGAACAUGUUGCCUUGAAACCAAUUUAAGUGAAGAAUUGUGAAAAUAUCCAUACAAUAUGGAAUUGUAAAUCAAUAAAUUUAGAUGUAGACUAUAUUAUAUAUAGACGGUACAAUAUUGUUUAUUAUGUACUUAAACUGUUAAAGAUAAAAUAAACGUAAUAAUGAUUUUAAAACUCGACACGGCAAAAUGACGAUUGCUUUAUUUAUUACAUUUCAUUUAUAAUACAAAAUACAAUAACUUUAAUUAAAUAAAAAUACGAUGCGAUCGCUAUAAA
Molecule: messenger RNA, 5456 nt
Organism: Bombyx mori (domestic silkworm)
Lineage: Eukaryota; Metazoa; Arthropoda; Insecta; Lepidoptera; Bombycidae
Product: serine-rich adhesin for platelets
Exons: 11
Coding region: 828-4829 (1333 amino acids)
Cellular component (GO): endoplasmic reticulum
Source: RefSeq, a predicted model, not a curated record